GAAGGGCAGCGCCGAAGGCCAGCCCCAAGGCAAAGGCCGCAGUGGCGGGGGGGAGCCCCAAGGCCAAGGCUGCAGCGGCAGGCGGCGCUGUCGAUGGCCGCCGUGGCUUUCCUGGCGCCCCCUGGUCGUCAUCAGGGUCAUCGGAGCUCGACAAGCUGCUGGCCAUCCCCGACCCGACUAUCGCGGCCAAGCUACGGGAGGCGGUCGCAGAGACGCUGGAGCAGCAGCUGCAGUCGGCCACCGAUCGGCGCAUCAACCUCCAGCGCCAGCUGGACAAGGCCGCCGACGCCCUGGUGGCGGCUGAGGAGCAGCUGGACGAGUGUCGUGGCUGGCGUGACACCGUCGCAACCAGCCUGGCGGAAGCCCAGGCGGAGGAGGCCCAGCUCCUGCGCAGUCGGGCCAAGGCCUCGGGCAUCGCGCAGCCGACUCCCGAUGCCUCGAAGUCGGUCACCUUCACCUUCGACGUGGAGACGUUCGAGAACUUCAGCGAGCUUGAGGAGGAGGCCCAGGCCAACCUCCGCCAGAUGUGCGAGAAGGAGCAGCUGCAGCGGCUCAAGAAGGACAUCGAGGAGGCCGCGGCCAGCAAGCGCGGGCCCGCCAGCGGCUUCAGCGGGCACGCCGCGCAGGCAGCCGAGCUCGGGGCUGCGGCGGCCGAGGCAGGCCGCCUGCGGGCCUCCGAGCACAAGGUGGCCAGUGCUUCUGCUUCGCCUGCUGCUGGUGACGGGGCUGCUGGCCAGUUCGCAGGGCAUGGAGGCGGCGUCGACCAGGAGGCCCGACGCCCAGCUGGGACAGACCCCGCGGCUACAGAAGUGCAGAGUCUGGUCCUGCACGCAGGACAUACGCUUGUCACUGCAGUCGCGGCAGCCAUCAGCCUCGAGCAGUGCCUGCCCCUCCUGGAGCCCUUGGCGCUGCAGCAGGGCUCGCUGGAUGGCGACCUCCGCGUCUGCACCUACAACGGUAACACGUGGAAGUCGAUCGCUGGAGCCCUUGGGUGGAUCCACAGGAAAGGGAUUGAGCCGCGCGUCACAUUGAUCCAGGAGACGCGGUUUUCCUCCCAGACCGCCGAGGAGCAAGCCCACGAAUGGGCCAACCGAUGCGGCCUCCGGCUGGCAUGCUCAGCUAUGUUCAGAAGGGGAGAGGCGGCCGAGGCGGUCCCGGCUGGCGUUGGCAUCGUCACCUCGCGGUUGCUGGGCUCGGUGUCCAACCGCCAGCUGCUCGCCGACCUCCACGAGUGGUGCGCGCUGUUGGGCGACCCCUUCGCGAUAGGCGGCGACUGGAACAUCGAGGCCUCGGAGCUCUUGAUCUCUGGGUGGCCAGCCCUUAUCGCAGCGGCUGCGCUGGGCCCAGGAGCAGCUGCAUGCAAUGGCAACGAGCACGAUUACUUUGUCAUCCCGACGGCAUUGGAAGCCAUGGCGGGCUCAAUCACGGCCCAUGCCGACACGCCGAACGGCCUUCAUCAGGCGGUUCCUUUGGUUCUGCAAGGUUGCCGGCAGCGGACCAUGGCGCAGACCCAGAGGGUGCCCGAGGCCUUCGAGUUGGAGUACGUGGCCGAUGGCGUGGCCAGAGGCAGGCGGAACCAGUUGGUCGAGUCGCUGGCAUGGCCCCCGUCCGACACUGAGCCUGAUGGCCCCAUCGAAGAGUGGUUCACGCAAGCGGAGCCGGCGUUGCAGGCGCCCCAAGGCAUGCCUGAGGACGAGGCCCGCUGCAUCAAGGGCAGGGCCAAGGGCAUCAGGACGAUCGCGGCCCCGCUCGAGGCCAAGGUGCACGCAGGCAGACUAGGCAAGGAUUUGGGCAUCGCCAUGUUCGACGGCUCCGUCCUCGACAGCUUCUGGGGAGAAGUCAGCCUGCUGACGGCCACGGGCUACAACCUCUUGGCCAUGAUCGAGCAGAUUGUGGUCAAACAUCCCGAAGAGGACUCCCGGGCCAGGAAGUCGAAGUGGGACGAGUUCACCGAGCUGGCCUUCGAGCGGCAGGGGCCCAUCGCCCACGAGAUCUCGAAGAAGACCCAUGCCGAGCCGUUGCCCAUCCUUGAGAAGGGCUUCGCCGACGCUGCUCUCGUCGGACAGCCUGCGCUAGACAGGGUCCUCGAGGACUGGCCCCCUCACCGGGUGGGGCCAGUGCGGGCAAACCAGGAGCAUCCCAUGGCUUGGGAGACUAGGGACUGGACACUCACGCCCAUCACGAUUGACGACAUCAAGCUGGUGGCCCGCAAGUUUCCCAAAACCACGGGCCUGGGGCGGGGCAAUUUCCAUCCUCGGCAGCUGCUGGAGGUCGGUGACGACAUCUUGUUCAGGCUUGCCAGCUUGCUCAAC
This is a messenger RNA of Prorocentrum cordatum, 2312 nucleotides long. The record is from the annotation of a GenBank genome assembly. NCBI's taxonomy places the organism in Eukaryota, Dinophyceae, Prorocentrales, Prorocentraceae.